AUGGGUCUUAACUUGGAGGAAAUCUAUGGCAAAGAUCUAAGUGAAGAACAGGCUCCCCAGGAGUAUUCGGAGUACCAGCCCAAGAAAGGUUAUGGCUGGGCCAACACACUGCCCGAGCGGCAGGGUCUCUAUGACCCCGAAUAUGAAAAGGAUGCCUGUGGUGUGGGAUUCGCAGCUCACAUCAAGGGUAAGCCGAGCCAUAAGAUUGUGAGCGAUGCCCGCAACCUGCUGUGUAACAUGACCCACCGUGGAGCCGUUGGUUCGGACGCACGAGACGGUGACGGUGCCGGUGUGAUGACCAGUAUCCCACACAAGUUCUUCAUUAAGAAUUUUGCUCGUGAGGUAGGUGUAGACCUCCCUCCGCUGGGCCAAUAUGCUGUCGGCAACUUGUUCUUCAAGCCCGACGAGGAGGCCCUGAAGAAAUCGAUCGCCAGCUUCGAGGACUUGGCAACCUCGCUCGACCUGCGCGUCCUGGGAUGGCGUGAGGUGCCCCGUGACUCGACAAUUUUAGGUCCAGCCGCACUUUCGCGCGAGCCCAUUAUCAUGCAGCCGUUUGUAGUUUUCAAACCCGCCUACGGCGAGGGCAACAAGCCCGAGAUCACUGAUACAGACAAGUUCGACGCACGGACCUUUGAGCUUCAAUUGUACAUUCUGCGGAAGCGCGCCACUCACGUUAUUGGGAUGGGCAACUGGUUCUACUUGUGCUCUCUCAGCAAUCGGAAUAUUGUUUACAAGGGCCAGCUUUCCCCUGUACAGGUCUACCAAUACUAUCACGAUCUCGUCAAUGUCGAUUACGAGGGCCAUUUUGCCCUAGUCCACUCCCGUUUCUCAACUAACACAUUCCCCUCCUGGGAUCGUGCUCAGCCCUUGCGAUGGGCCGCUCACAAUGGUGAAAUCAACACAUUGCGCGGAAACAAAAACUGGAUGCGUGCCCGCGAGGGAGUCCUUCGAUCAGACGUCUUUGGUGACGAGUUGGACCAGCUGUACCCCAUUGUUGAAGAAGGUGGCUCGGACUCGGCAGCUUUUGAUAAUGUUCUGGAAUUGCUCAUGAUUAACGGCGUACUGUCUCUCCCUGAGGCUGUUAUGAUUAUGAUUCCCGAAGCUUGGCAGGACAACCCAGCAAUGGACCCGGCCAAGUCCGCCUUUUACGAGUGGGCGGCUUGCCAGAUGGAGCCUUGGGAUGGUCCGGCUCUGUUUACUUUCUCCGACGGUCGUUACUGUGGUGCUAACCUUGACCGUAAUGGUCUGCGUCCGUGUCGUUUCUAUGUUAUGGAUGAUGAUCGUAUCGUUUGCGCCUCUGAAGUCGGUGCUAUCGAUAUCGACCCUGAACGUGUGGUUCAAAAGGGCCGUCUGCAGCCUGGAAAGAUGUUGCUGGUAGAUACCGUGGCUGGGCGCAUCAUCGAUGACUCGGAAUUGAAGCAGACUGUUGCCCGACGUCACGAUUUUGCCGGCUGGUUAGACAAGCAGCUCUUGAAGUUGCCUGCUAUCAACCAGCUACUUCUGGAUCAGAAGGUGGACCUUUCUACCAGCCUUGACGACAACACCGUGCAGAAUGACCCUCGUCUCCGCGCCUUUGGGUAUUCCUUUGAGCAGGUAAGCCUGAUUCUUGGUCCCAUGGGUGCGGAUUCCAAGGAAGCCCUGGGCUCCAUGGGUAACGAUGCACCCUUGGCUUGCAUUGCCCAGCAGCCUCGUCUGCUCUACGAAUACUUCCGCCAGCUGUUCGCUCAGGUCACUAACCCGCCUAUUGAUCCCAUCCGGGAGGCUGUGGUCAUGUCCCUUGACUGUUACGUUGGUCCACAGGGUAACCUGCUGGAGAUGGACCCUACGCAGUGUCACCGAUUGCUGCUGCCGUCUCCUAUUCUGAGUAAUUCCGAGUUCAACGCCCUCAAGAACAUUAACCUCGCCCACAGUGAUUGGACUGUGCAUACUAUCGAUAUCACCUUUGAGAAGAAGAAGGGUACUGCUGGCUAUCUCGAGGCACUGGAUGCUAUUUGUGAUGCCACCACUGAAGCCAUUCAGAAUGGCGACAAGGUCAUCAUUCUGUCUGACCGUGCUACCAGCGCUGACCGUGUUCCCGUUUCUACAUUGUUGGCUACCGGCCUGGUUCACCAUCACCUUGUUCGCAACAAGUGGCGUUCGCUCGCUGCUUUAGCAGUUGAGACUGCUGAGGCCCGUGAAGUUCAUCACCACUGUGUCCUUCUUGGAUAUGGUGCCGAUGCCAUCAACCCCUACCUCGCCAUGGAGUGUCUCCUCAAGAUGAACCGGGAGAAGCUUAUUCGGAAGGAUCUCCCCGAUGAGAAGGUCAUUGAGAAUUACAAGGCCUCCUGUGAUGGUGGUAUUCUCAAGGUCAUGAGUAAGAUGGGUAUCUCUACUCUCCAAUCCUACAAGGGUGCCCAGAUCUUCGAGGCACUCGGUAUUGACGACAGUGUUAUCGACCGCUGCUUUGCUGGUACGGCCAGUCGUAUUCGUGGUAUUACCUUCGAUUUGAUCGCCCAGGAUGCCUUCGCUUUCCACGAGCGUGGAUACUCCUCGCGUGACAUCGUCGAGAUCCCCGGUCUCCCCGAGUCUGGCGAGUACCACUGGCGUGAUGGUGGUGAGGCCCACGUGAACGACCCCGUCAGCAUUGCCAAUAUGCAGGAUGCUGUUCGAAACAAGAACGACAAAUCUUACGAGGCUUAUGCCAAGGCAGAACAUGAGCAGAUCAAGAACUGUACUCUGCGUGGUAUGCUUGACUUUGACUUUGAGCAGAGGACUCCCAUCCCCAUUGACCAAGUCGAACCUUGGACUGAGAUUGUCCGCCGCUUUGUAACGGGCGCUAUGUCUUACGGAUCCAUUUCUAUGGAAGCCCACUCCACCAUCGCUAUUGCUAUGAACCGUCUGGGAGGCAAGUCUAACACAGGUGAAGGUGGUGAAGAUGCCGAACGCAGCGACCGUAUGGAGAACGGUGACACCAUGCGAUCUGCUAUCAAACAGAUUGCCUCCGGUCGAUUCGGUGUGACUGCGAACUACCUCGCCGACGCUGAUGAGCUGCAGAUCAAGAUGGCUCAGGGUGCUAAGCCUGGCGAGGGUGGUGAGCUGCCUGGUCACAAGGUCCUCGGUCCUAUUGCUCGUACUCGUCACUCGACUCCUGGAGUCGGCCUGAUUUCCCCUCCCCCUCACCACGACAUCUACUCUAUCGAGGAUCUGAAGCAGCUUAUCUACGAUCUUAAGUGCUCUAACCCGCGUGCUCGUGUUUCCGUCAAGCUGGUGUCCGAAGUCGGCGUCGGUAUCGUCGCUUCUGGUGUCGCCAAAGCCAAGGCUGAUCAUAUUUUGAUUUCUGGUCACGACGGUGGUACCGGUGCCUCGCGUUGGACCGGUAUCAAGUAUGCCGGUCUUCCUUGGGAGUUGGGUCUUGCCGAAACUCACCAGACUCUUGUUCUUAAUGACCUCCGUGGUCGGGUCGUUGUCCAAACCGACGGUCAAAUUCGCACUGGACGUGAUCUUGCCAUUGCCUGUCUGCUUGGUGCUGAAGAAUAUGGCUUUGCAACCACUCCCUUGAUCGCUAUGGGCUGUGUGUUCAUGCGAAAAUGCCAUCUCAAUACUUGCCCAGUUGGUAUUGCCACGCAGGACCCUGAGCUCCGCAAAAAGUUCAAGGGUACCCCCGAAAAUGUCAUUAACUUCUUUUUCUACGUUGCCAACGAGAUGCGUGCUAUCAUGGCCAAGCUUGGUGUUCGUACCAUUAACGAAAUGGUUGGUCGUGCCGAAUUGCUCAAGGUCCGGGAUGACAUCCGCAACCAGAAGCAGGAGCGUGUGGAUCUUUCGCUUAUCUUGACUCCUGCUCACUCACUGCGUCCUGGUGUUGCUACUUACAAUGUCCGAAAGCAAGACCACCGCCUCCACACUCGUCUCGAUAACAAACUGAUUGCCGAGUCUGAGCUUGCCCUGGAGAAGGGUCUUCCUUGCCGGAUUGAGUGCGACGUAGUCAACACUGAUCGUUCUCUUGGUUCCACCUUGUCGUACCAGAUUAGCCGACGCUACGGCGAGGCUGGUCUUCCCCAAGACACCAUCCAUGCUAACAUCAAGGGAUCUGCAGGUCAGUCUUUCGGUGCCUUCCUUGCCCCUGGUGUUACUCUGGAGCUUGAGGGUGAUGCCAACGACUACGUUGGCAAGGGUCUGUCUGGUGGUCGUCUCAUUGUGUACCCUCCUCGCGGUGCCGCUUUCAAGGCCGAAGAGAAUGUUAUCGUUGGUAAUACCUGCCUGUACGGUGCUACUGGCGGUACUUGCUACUUCCGUGGUGUUGCUGCUGAGCGUUUCGCUGUCCGUAACUCAGGUGCUACCGCCGUGGUCGAAGGUGCUGGUGACCACGCUUGCGAGUACAUGACUGGCGGCCGCGUUUUGAUUCUUGGUUCGACUGGUCGUAACUUUGCCGCUGGUAUGUCUGGUGGUAUUGCUUACGUUCUAGAUAUGAACCAGGACUUCCACUCCAAGGUCAACAUGGAAAUGGUUGAGGUUUCUGGUAUCGAAGAGCCCUCCGAGAUCGCCUUCGUCCGUGGUUUGAUCGAAGAUCAUCACCACUACACUGGAUCCGAGCUUGCAGCUCGUAUUCUCCUUGACUUCACCCGUGCUCUUCCUCACUUUGUCAAGAUCCUCCCUAUCGAUUAUAAGCGCGUUAUGCUGGAAGAGGCUGCCAAGGCUGCGGCCGCAAAGAAGGCCGAGUUCGCCCUUCCUCAACUUCCCAGCACGCCUGUGCAUAGUGAGAAGGUCAAGGCCAAGACUGAUGAGAAGAAGGCCGACAUGCUUGACAUUGAAGAUAGCAUCGGCGACUCUAAGACCGAGAAGAAGCGUUCUGCGUUGAUCUUAGACAAGACUCGCGGCUUCAUGAAGUACAGCCGCCGCAGCGAGAAGUACCGUAACCCCACCACUCGUACUCGGGAUUGGGCUGAACUAUCCAAUCGCUUGAGUGAGGAUGAGCUCAAGUACCAGUCCGCUCGCUGUAUGGACUGCGGUGUUCCGUUCUGUCAGUCAGAUACCGGUUGCCCAAUCUCCAACAUCAUUCCCAAGUGGAACGAGUUGGUCUUCCAGAACCAGUGGCAAGAUGCUCUUAACCGCUUGCUCAUGACCAACAAUUUCCCCGAGUUUACUGGUCGUGUCUGCCCCGCUCCUUGCGAGGGUGCCUGUGUUUUGGGAAUUAAUGAAGACCCUGUCGGUAUCAAGUCGAUUGAGUGCGCCAUCAUUGAUCGCGGUUUCGAGAUGGGUUGGAUGGUUCCUCGUCCGCCCCAGAAGCGUACUGGCAAGACCAUUUCCAUUAUCGGAUCUGGCCCCGCCGGCUUGGCUGCCGCUGAUCAGCUUAACCGUGCUGGUCACUCAGUUACCGUUUAUGAGCGGGCUGACCGCAUGGGUGGUCUCCUCAUGUACGGCAUUCCCAACAUGAAGCUUGACAAGAAGGUUGUUCAACGCCGUGUGGAUCUCAUGGCUGCCGAGGGAAUCAAGUUCGUGGCUGGUACCGCUGUUGGUCCCGAUUGCGACGUUACUCUUCAGUCUCUUCGCGCUACCAACGACGCUGUCAUCAUCGCAACUGGUGCUACAGUUGCCCGUGACCUCAAAGUUUCUGGGCGUGAACUGGAGGGUGUGCACUUUGCCAUGCAGUUCUUGCACAAGAACACCAAGUCCCUUCUGGACUCUGGCCUUGCCGACGGCGAGUACAUUUCUGCCAAGGACAAGCACGUCGUCGUUAUUGGUGGCGGUGAUACUGGUAAUGACUGCAUUGGUACCUCGGUCCGUCACGGUGCCAAGUCUGUCACCAACUUCGAGCUCUUGCCUCAGCCCCCACCAGAGCGUGCCAAUGAUAACCCCUGGCCUCAGUGGCCCCGUAUCUACCGUGUUGACUAUGGUCACUCGGAGGUUAAGACCCACAUGGGCAAGGAUCCCCGCGAGUACUGUGUCAUGUCCACAGAGUUUGUUGACGAUGGCAACGGUCGCGUCCGGGGUAUCAACACCGUGCGUGUGGAGUGGACUAAGAGUGCCACUGGUGGUUGGGAUAUGAAGACUGUGGAGGGUAGCGAGCAAUUCUUCCCUGCCGACCUGGUUCUUCUGUCUAUGGGUUUCUUGGGACCCGAAGACCGUCUCCUUGGUGACGAUAUCACUCGUGACCAGCGCAAGAACGUCAAGACUCCCCCUGGCCACUACUCUACCAAUCUUCCAGGUGUAUACGCCGCCGGUGAUUGCCGCCGUGGACAGUCUUUGAUUGUCUGGGGUAUCAACGAGGGUCGCCAGUGUGCCCGCGAAGUUGACGCUUUCUUGACCGGAGUCAGCUCCCACCUCCCUGUCACCGGUGGUAUUGUCCGUCGGCCUGCUAUUGACUCUGUUCCCCAGCUGGUGGAGACCGAGGUCGUUGCUUAA
Messenger RNA from Penicillium odoratum, 6378 nucleotides. Its product is annotated as glutamate synthase (NADH). Lineage: Eukaryota; Fungi; Ascomycota; Eurotiomycetes; Eurotiales; Aspergillaceae. Bases 1 to 6378 code for a protein of 2125 amino acids. The record is from RefSeq and is a predicted model, not a curated record. Gene Ontology annotation, molecular function: flavin adenine dinucleotide binding; FMN binding; iron ion binding. The transcript has 4 exons.